Messenger RNA from Parastagonospora nodorum SN15, 831 nucleotides. RefSeq lists its product as hypothetical. The record is from RefSeq and is a predicted model, not a curated record. The coding region runs from base 1 to 831 and encodes 276 amino acids. The transcript is spliced from 4 exons. Gene Ontology annotation, molecular function: DNA binding; zinc ion binding. Gene Ontology annotation, cellular component: nucleus. Gene Ontology annotation, biological process: DNA-templated transcription. NCBI's taxonomy places the organism in Eukaryota, Fungi, Ascomycota, Dothideomycetes, Pleosporales, Phaeosphaeriaceae.
AUGCGCUAUCAGAUGGCCAGUGAUGUAUUAAAUACGUUUCGUUACUUUCCAGCCAUCAAGGAGUUGCUCUUGUGGUACAACGCGAGCAAUGAAGCCGGUGUUGUACCUGCGCCACUACAGGUCGAUGCAAUUCUCGCUAUCGAGUCGAUCGUGGACAAGCACAAUCUCGGCCAUGCUCCUCCAAGUCCUCAAUUGAUCUCUCAGGUGUUGGAAUGUACGAGUCGACCAUUCACACUGGCGCAAAACCUGGAGCCACGUGACUUCCACAUAUUGUGCUCAGGAGAGAACCUCCGCUUUGAGACUAUCGGCUUCCUCCUCGCUACUGCAGGACGAUCGCUUACCUUUGGCUUCGUUCCAGAUCUGCUCAAUGACCCCGCGAACCGCGCUCUGAAAUCGCAAUUCACGGACGAACUGCUUCGCGCGAGCACCACAUGCCUUUUCCUAUGCACUAUGCUUGCUACGGUGAACGACAUCACGGUUUGGAUGUACUAUGAAAACUACCUCUUCACCACAAUGAUGUGUGGAUAUGCGGGACCGCCUUCUUGGAGACGACUUGGUGAGCUUUCCACACAAAUCUAUGCGCUCGGCAUCCAUAAGGAAUCGACGAGCGCCAAUGUUCCAUUGUGGCUCCGUGAAACACGGAAGAGGCUCUUUACCUCCUCCUACAAUCAAGACAAAGCCAUAUCCACGUUCCUGGGCCGGCCGAUUCGCAUAAGCAAGAGACAUACAGACAUCAGCCUGCCACUCGAUAUUUCGGAUGAGGAGACUGUCGGCGAUCGAGCGGGAUGGUUGGAACACGGAUGGCAGAUGGCGAAGGGCUUCAUGGAUUAA